Phyllotreta striolata is the source of this 1056-nucleotide messenger RNA. NCBI's taxonomy places the organism in Eukaryota, Metazoa, Arthropoda, Insecta, Coleoptera, Chrysomelidae. The record is from the annotation of a GenBank genome assembly.
UGCAUAAAAUCUCGCGCAUUUCGUUCUCGAAAAUUCGCUCGGUGCAAAAUUAUAAUAAAAAAAAAAGUAGAAAAUGGCCGCUAAAAUACAAUGUAGAGCGAACGAUGCCGAUAAACACGAGUACGACAUUAACAGCGUCAUUUUCCACAAAGGGAAAUUGUACAGCGCCGCUGACGAUGGCAAAAUCAUGCAAUGGACGCAGGAUUUGAAGAAAGUGUGCGAGGUCCAGUCGAAUCCUUGCUCGGUAUUUUGCCUGGCAGCUAACGAUACGUCGCUCUAUUCCUGCUCUAACGAGGGCACCGUUAAAUCCUUCGAAUUGGACACGUUGAAGCUCAAAAACGUUUUGCUCCAAGACAAUCAAACGGAAUUUUGGAGAUUGUGCUGCGACGGCGAUCGCUUGUACGUCGGAGACCAUCAAGGAACCAUAAAAGUGUUCAAGAAGGAGCAAUUGUAUGGAAAUUUGAACAUUUCGGAGCCCGUCAAGGACAUGCAAAUGCACGGAAACCUGAUGUUCACGGCCAACAUGGAUAUCAUCGUGACCGAUUUGAAAUUGGGAAGCGACAAGCUGCAAUUCGGCACGAAGUGCACCUUCGCCGGUCGCGCCCCCAUCGCGUUAAUCGGCGACGAAUUCGUAGCGUUCGGCAGCACCGACGCCACGGGCGUCGCGGUGCACGAAAACAACGACGCGUCGCACUUCAAAGCCGUCUCGAAAACGCCGGGGGCGCACGACAGGAUCAUCAACGCAUUGGCGGGUUGGGGCCGGCAGGACGGGCACGUCCUGUUCAGCGGUGGUUGGGAUAAAACGCUCAAAGCGUGGAGGAUAGAGCCCGACAGGCUCGCGCCGAUCGUUUCCUGCGAGGUCGGUUUCGUCAUCAAUGCGAUCGCAGUGGGCGAGGGGCGGCACGUGUACGUCGGAGGCGGCGAUGGAAAUUUAGCGAAAAUUCUGCUCGAAUAAUUGAAUGGGUUUUAAAACGCGAUUAGAUUGUGAGUAGACGAUCGGGAUUUGUGUAUCGUUAGCAGGAAAUAAAAAUAAAAAAUACAUGUACUUAGAGUUGG